Astrephomene gubernaculifera is the source of this 732-nucleotide messenger RNA. The record is from the annotation of a GenBank genome assembly. Lineage: Eukaryota; Viridiplantae; Chlorophyta; Chlorophyceae; Chlamydomonadales; Astrephomenaceae.
CUAAUAGUAAUCGCCGCAAUGCUGCCAGUGGUACGUAACCUCUUGACGCGCGGACAGCGCUCCAUCCUAGCUGCGGCUUGCCAUGGCAGCGUAGUGCUGGACUCGCAGGCGUCAGCAGCAACUCCUACCUCCUGGUUACCGGCAUUGGCGCAAUUGGUCCGGGGCCUGAAGAAACCAGCCCAACAGGUCCGCGCUGGGGACCUGGUGCAGCGGGAUGGGCGGCCUUUCCGCGUUGCGCGUUUCCACUGGAUGCAUGGGCAGGCCCGCGCUGCUGGCUUCGUGUCCCUAGACCUGGUGGACCUGGCCUCGGGGGCUCGCACCUCGGAGAAGCUGCGGCUAGAUGACCAGGUGGAGCUGGCGGACGUGGACACUAAGGACAUGCAGAUCCUGUACCAGGACGAGGCGGGCAACGUGCACGUGAUGGACGGCACCUCCUACGAGCAGGCGGUGCUGGCUCCGGAGCUGUUCGGGGAGGGGCGGCGCUGGCUGGCCGCACCCGAGCUCACGGUGGCAGUCAGCUUCUUCGAGGGGGAGCCGGUGGCGGCCCGCGUGCCGCACAAGGUGUCGGUUACUGUGCUGGACGCGCCGCCCGCCGUGGAGAAGGACGACGGCUCCUCCGCGCGGCACGUGCUGGUGGAGGGCGGCAUCAGCGUCAUGGCGCCCGCAUUCGUGCGCACCGGGGACCGAAUCGUGGUGCGCACGGAGGAUGCGGCGUACAUGGCAAAGGCGUGA